Molecule: messenger RNA, 539 nt
Organism: Leptopilina heterotoma
Lineage: Eukaryota; Metazoa; Arthropoda; Insecta; Hymenoptera; Figitidae
Exons: 2
Coding region: 60-446 (128 amino acids)
Source: RefSeq, a predicted model, not a curated record
AUGUAUACCUACACAUUCAUCAGGAGUAGUAGUACGAGCCGUUAGCUUACCAAGUGAGAAUGACUAGAGCGAGUGAGACAGCAAGAGAGAGAAAGAGAGAGAGAGAGAGAGAGAGAAUAGCAAAAGGAAGUCUAAGAGAAUUUUGGGACAGAAAGCACAUGACCGCAAGAGCCGAAAACGCAUGCGGAAGAAAAAAUAAAGGAGACAUGUCAAAUUUAUUGGUAUACAAUGUACUGUUGUGCUUAACUAAAUGUUUAUUUGAUUCCAACAAAUUUUUCAAUUGUGCCCCACUUGAACUACUUGCUGGUGAUUUUCUACUUAACCUUUCAAGCAACAUCGGUUUCAGCGUGUUAUCACUUCCGCUUUUCUGUUGGAUAGAUACUAUACUACUUUCGUCCCACAAGAUAAGACAGAUGCAGUACGUCGUUAGCUCUGCUGAUAAUUAAUUUUAAUACUGUAUACAUCUGAAAUCAAUGUAAGAUGUCUGUCCCUUAGAUGUUAGACUAUUGUUAUGUCAAUAUCUAUUUGUGAUAGUUGAA